Molecule: messenger RNA, 618 nt
Organism: Epithele typhae
Lineage: Eukaryota; Fungi; Basidiomycota; Agaricomycetes; Polyporales; Epitheliaceae
Exons: 2
Coding region: 1-618 (205 amino acids)
Biological process (GO): mycotoxin biosynthetic process
Source: RefSeq, a predicted model, not a curated record
AUGCACAGACGUACUCUCCUCUCUCGGGGGGCACUUGAAUACUACCUCGCAGCUGCAUGCGUCGCACUCAUUGUGCUGAACGUUGCUCUCAAGAUCGGCGCCAUUGUGCUCGUGCAACGGACACAGUCCCAGGAUGUCCACGCCCAUCCGGAGACCGGCUGGUCCGUUCCUCUCGCCAGCGGUGAAGUGGCCCUCGACACCGGAGCGUGGACGCGCUACACGCUGCACGAUCCCGAGCCGUGGGCACCGCUCUUCCCCGGCGGCGGUGUCGUCCACCUCGGACCGUCGCGCGCGCCGUACACGGUCGCGAUGAUGCACCAGCUGCGCUGUAUGGACGCGCUCCGGCACGAGUUCACGCGCCCGCGGGUCGAGCGCGACUGGGCGGUGGCGCAGCACUGCUUGAACUACUUGCGGCAGGCGGCGCGGUGCCGAGGGGACACGCACCUUGAUGGCUACCAGUACGCGAGCAAGCCGAGGGCGGUAGACACGAAUCCGGUCAGGCGGUGCCGAGACUGGAGGGCGGUGUACGAGAAGGUAGAACAGAUUCAGAGGGAACACGCGCUGUGGAUGCAGGAGCAUGAUACAGCGAGAGAGGAGGGACCGCGGCGCGUUCCGUGA